AGUGGUCUUUUAUAAUAAAUCCUUUCUCCUUUGGCAGUCAUAAAGAGACCUCCAAGUGGGAUUUCUGAUUUGCUGCUUCGAUGGGGAAGGGAACAGGGAGUUUCGGCAAGAGGAGGAACAAGACCCACACGCUCUGUGUGAGGUGCGGCCGUCGCAGCUUUCACCUUCAAAAGAGUCGGUGUUCUGCGUGCGCCUUCCCCGCUGCGCGCACCAGAAAAUAUAACUGGAGCGUUAAGGCCAUCAGGAGAAAGACUACCGGAACUGGAAGGAUGAGGUACCUGCGUCACGUGCCUCGCAGAUUUAAGAGCGGCUUUAGAGAGGGUACCGAGGCAACACCAAGGAAGAGGGGGGCGGCUUCCACUACCUGAGCUUUGAAAGGAAACAAUUUUUCUGGGUUAGUGAAUUAUAAUAGUUUAGGGUUUUGUGCUAUUUUUAAAUAACUUUUUUUUUCUGUCAUCUCAAUUUUAUUUAAUAUGUAAUGGAUUUUUAUUUCGGCAUUUGAUGGAUUUGAUAGCCCAGUGUUCAUUUGAUCAAUAUAGAUUACACUUUGAGAGAUAACCCCAUUAAGAAAUUUCAUGUAUUUAAUUUUAA
Messenger RNA from Vigna angularis (adzuki bean), 591 nucleotides. Its product is annotated as 60S ribosomal protein L37-3. Gene Ontology annotation, cellular component: ribosome; cytosolic large ribosomal subunit. Gene Ontology annotation, biological process: translation. The transcript is spliced from 4 exons. Gene Ontology annotation, molecular function: structural constituent of ribosome; RNA binding. The record is from RefSeq and is a predicted model, not a curated record. NCBI's taxonomy places the organism in Eukaryota, Viridiplantae, Streptophyta, Magnoliopsida, Fabales, Fabaceae. The coding region runs from base 81 to 368 and encodes 95 amino acids.